Molecule: messenger RNA, 1529 nt
Organism: Phalaenopsis equestris
Lineage: Eukaryota; Viridiplantae; Streptophyta; Magnoliopsida; Asparagales; Orchidaceae
Product: arogenate dehydratase/prephenate dehydratase 2, chloroplastic-like
Exons: 1
Coding region: 178-1329 (383 amino acids)
Biological process (GO): L-phenylalanine biosynthetic process
Cellular component (GO): chloroplast; cytoplasm
Molecular function (GO): prephenate dehydratase activity; arogenate dehydratase activity
Source: RefSeq, a predicted model, not a curated record
AUCGGCCUAACCAAACUCACCGCCCACGAGGCCACGCUGCUCUUCUCCUACCUACCUCCUCUUCCACCACUAUAAACCAAACCUCAAUCUCCUGUUUUCUCAGCUAGGGAUCGAACGCCACCGCUCUCGAUCUCUUAGCUGUUAUCAUUCCAGUACCCUACUUUAAACUCCAAAUCCAUGGCGAUCGGAACCCUAACCCACGCCUCACCCCUCCCCACCGGCUGCCCUGCUGCUGGCAGCAAGAAAUCGCGCACCAUUUCCGUUAGAUCCAAUCUAAAACAGCAGAGAAAGGGGAAAGAGGAUAAUUGUACCUUAAACUUUUCUUCUACGCAUACAGCGGAGGUGCUUGCCUCUCGGCUCGGUCUUGAUAUAGCCAUCGCCGGGCUAGAGCGCCUCUUUCUACAGCCCGGCGCAGACCCUCCAGAUUUCGGCAGAUCCGACGGCCGCCGCCGGCCAAUCCGUGUGGCAUAUCAGGGCGUCCGAGGUUCCUAUUGCCACGAGGCUGCUACGGCCUCCUUCCCCGAUGUCGACGCUUUUCCAUCCGGAUUUCGGAUGGAGGACGCAUUCUCAGCUUUAGAAUCCGGCUCAGCCGACCGCGCAGUAGUCCCUGCAGAAAAUUCCGUAGAUGGUCCCAUCGACCGGAAUCUUGAUCUUCUCUUACGCCAUCCUGCAGUCCGGAUCACCGGAGAAUUCAUUGUUCCCGUUAACCACUGUCUCCUUGCUGCACCCGGCGUUGCGUUCACCGAUCUACGCCGUAUCGUCAGCCACCCGCAGGCGCUUGGUCACUGCGAGCGACGGCUCCGAUCGCUUGAUCUGGAAAUCGAAGAGGUCGCCGAUGCCGCCGAGGCAGCGCGCGCUGUGGCGGAGGACCGGAUCUGCGAUACGGCCGUGAUCGGAAGCAGGAUCGCGGCUAAGGAGUUUGGACUUUGGAUCAUGGAACAGAGUUUCCAUGAUGAGGAGUGUAACUUCAAUUGUUUUCUCCAGCUGGGAGUGGCAGCUGGGAACCCUUACUGCGGCGAGAAUCGGAAGACAAAGGUGGCGUUCUCGCUGGAGAAGGGAGUGUCCGGUUUGUUCCGGGCACUGUGGCUGUUCGAGAGCCGGGGAGUCCGCGUCAGGAAAGUCGACCACCGGCCUAAUAGAGCGAACCCGGUUCGUUUGGUGAAUCGGGAGGGUGGUGGGGAGGUUGUUCAGAUGGACUAUGUGUUUGUGGUGGAUGUGGAUGGGAGCGAGUCGGACCCUUCGGUGGCGGCAGCCAUCGCGGGGUUGGAAGAGAUUUCGGGUUUCGUGCGGGUGCUUGGGAGCUAUGGUUGCAGGAGCAGCUGUGCUUGAAGGCAGAUUCGAUUAAUUGUUUAUAUUUGAACGUUCUUAAUUAUUUUAGAAAUAUUAAGUUUUGUUUUUUCUUUCUUUUGUACAAACUGUGUGAGCUCUGGAGAGAAGCAGCUCAAAAACUGAAUGUUGUGUGUUAUUUCUUGGAGCAAAUUGCUCCAAGAAAGUUUGUUAGAGUUGAUAUUUUUCUACAAUGAUACUAA